CGCAGCGCACAGCGAGUGACACCCCACCCCACGACGCCACCGAGCCCGGGAGGGAGAGGCCGACGCGACGCGACAAGUCCACACCCACACACGCACCAGCACCAGCCCAACUCACUCCUCCUCCCCCAGAUUCCGCCGCUCCCUCCCCCUCGCCGCGCGGCGCCGCCGCCGCCGCGGUGGCCACCAGCAACGUCGAGCUCGCCGUCGCCCAGGCCGGCGGAUGAGAGCCAGUGAACCAUGGGAGGAUUUUGCUGUUGCCUCUGCACUGACGAUUUCGAGGAGUACGCUCAUCCAAAUAACCCUAUCUAUAGGCAAGGUGUAUGCCUAAGGAAUUUUUUCCACAACUUUUUUGGCGGGUAUACUGCCACAUUCCAGAGGCUCGAAUCUAGACCUAGCAACCCAGCUCAAGGGGCUGCUCCAUUGGCAUCCACUAAUCCAAGUACCAAUAUAACUGACAAUUCAUUAUCCGAAACUUAUCACCUUGUGUCCAGACCUCCACCGUAUGAUACUGAUCCUAGAUAUGCCCGUGUUCAAAGAGAGGGUUUGGUAUCUAGGCGUGAAAAGUCUAUAAAUCUAACACAAGAAGAGUCACUGGCUCUUAGGCGAAAUGGCAGCAGCUCUGGCAUUGAACAUUUAGCUGCUCAGAAGAAAUGGAGCAGCACUGAACCUGAGGGUGAAUAUAAAGUCCAUCGCUCUGAAUCCACCAAGAGUUUAUCCGCAAAAUCGUAUAACAGCAGUUUUGCAGUUGUCACUUCAGAAGAUGAAGAUGUCUGCCCUACUUGUCUAGAAGAAUACACUCCAGACAAUCCGAAGAUUAUAGCUAAAUGCUCCCAUCAUUAUCAUCUUAGUUGUAUCUACGAAUGGAUGGAAAGAAGUGAUACUUGUCCGAUUUGUGGGAAGGAAAUGGAGUUUUGUGAAACCCCAUGAGAGAUUUCUCGCUGGUUGUAUCAGUGGAAGGCAAAAGAUCUACAGUGUGAUAUGCUGGAGAGUCUGUAAAUAAUACUAGUUGUCCAGAUAGAUCUCUUUUUUGAGAUCAAAUUCUUAUGUGUACUGAAAUCAUGGCCUACAAAAAAGAAAAUGCGCUAGAAUUUGAUAUAUGAAUAUAUUUUUGAAUGCAUUUUCAAAAGUGAAGUAGAUAUUCCGUUAA
Molecule: messenger RNA, 1147 nt
Organism: Oryza sativa Japonica Group (Japanese rice)
Lineage: Eukaryota; Viridiplantae; Streptophyta; Magnoliopsida; Poales; Poaceae
Product: E3 ubiquitin-protein ligase At3g02290
Molecular function (GO): ubiquitin-protein transferase activity
Source: RefSeq, a predicted model, not a curated record